AUGGCUUCUUCUUUUACUCCGUUCAUCUUUCUUCUAGUCAUCUUCCUCUCCUCCCAAGUUUCAACAUCUACUACUCAUGAUUCCAUCUGCAACUCCACCCAAUAUCCAUCCUACUGCAAAUCUGUACUUCCAAAUAACCAAUCAGCUAACAUCUAUGAUUAUGGUCAGUUCUCAGUUCGUCGAUCACUAUCAGAAGCACUGAAAUUCCAAAGUUUGAUCAAUAGGUAUCUCGCGCGAAAAUCGAGUUUAUCUCAAGCUGCCAUUAGUGUUCUUGAGGAUUGUAGUCUUUUAGCUGAGUUAAAUGUCGAUUUCUUGACAAGCUCAACUAAAUCUGUUAAUACUACAACAACUACAAUCUCUACUAGACAAGCUGAAGAUGUACAAGCUUUGCUUAGUGCGGUAAUGACCAAUCAACAAACUUGUUUAGAUGAGCUUGAAGUUACUUCCUCAGCUUGGAAUGUGAAGAAUGGUGUCUAUACCUCUCUCAGCAAUGGAACCAAACUUUAUAGUGUUUCUUUGGCAAUCUUUACUCGUGGUUGGGUUCAUCAGCAUCAAAACAAGAAAACGAAACCGGCCGGGAGAAAGCUUUUGGAGGUGGGUCCACAAGCUCCAUUGCCGUUUAAACUGCCGAGGCCUAACAUAGGUGAAGCUCCUACACCAUCUCCUAUACCAUCUCCUACAUCAUCUCCUACACCAUCUCCUACUCCAUCUCCCACAUCAAGUAUAGAAGAUGAAGUGGUGGUUAGAGAUACGGUGGUUGUUGCUAAAGAUGGAAGUGGGAAUUUUACAACAAUAGCUGAAGCAAUCGCUGCAGCUCCAAAUAAAACAGAUGUGAGUGGUGGUUACUUUCUUGUUUAUGUGGUUGCUGGUGUGUAUGAAGAGUAUGUGUCCAUAGGCAAAAACCAACGAUAUAUAAUGAUGAUCGGAGAUGGUAUCAACCAGACCAUUAUCACUGGGAACCGUAGUGUGGGUGAUAACUAUACUACCUUCAAUUCUGCAACCUUCGCUGUGGUUGGAGAAGGGUUCGUAGGUAUGAAUUUGACUAUCCGAAACACAGCCGGAGCGAUCAAGCACCAAGCAGUGGCACUUCGAAACGGAGCCGAUUUAUCGACUUUCUAUCUUUGUAGCUUCGAGGCUUACCAAGAUACGUUGUACACACAUUCCCUCCGGCAAUUCUACCGUGAAUGUGAUAUAUACGGUACCGUGGAUUUCAUAUUCGGCAAUGCUGCCGUCGUCUUCCAAUACUGCAAUCUAUAUGCAAGAUUACCCAUGAGUGGACAGUUCAAUGCCCUCACAGCCCAAGGUAGAACUGAUCCCAGCCAAACCACUGGUACUUCAAUUCAAGGCUGCAACAUUUUGGCAGCAGCAGAUUUGAGUUCUAGCAACUCUACCACAAAGACAUAUUUGGGAAGACCAUGGAAGGAGUAUUCUAGGACUGUUUAUAUGCAGUCUUACAUAGAUAGUUUGAUAGAUCCUUCUGGUUGGGCAGAGUGGAAUGGUAGUUAUGCUUUGGAUACUCUAUAUUAUGCUGAGUACAACAAUACAGGGCCAGGAUCCGAUACUACCAACAGAGUUACAUGGGCUGGUUACCAUGUGAUCAAUGCCACUGAUGCAGCCAACUUCACUGUCUCUAACUUCAUAGAGGGAGAUUACUGGUUGAACAACACUGGGGUUCCUUACACUGGCGGCUUACUAUAAAUACCCUCAUUGGAAUUCUUUCUUUAUUACUACUAUCCAUUCUUUAGUUUUUAAUUUUUUUUUUUAA
Molecule: messenger RNA, 1765 nt
Organism: Telopea speciosissima
Lineage: Eukaryota; Viridiplantae; Streptophyta; Magnoliopsida; Proteales; Proteaceae
Product: probable pectinesterase/pectinesterase inhibitor 7
Exons: 2
Coding region: 1-1698 (565 amino acids)
Biological process (GO): cell wall modification
Molecular function (GO): pectinesterase activity; pectinesterase inhibitor activity
Source: RefSeq, a predicted model, not a curated record